CGGGGACCAGCUCGGGGGUCCUGAUGGUGGGCCCCAACUUCCGCGUCGGCAAGAAGAUCGGCUGCGGCAACUUCGGGGAGCUCCGCCUAGUGCAGAGUAGAAGAGCCGGGAAGGACCCCAUCACCAUCAGAUGCAUCAGAGCUUCAAAGGCCCGCCCAUCAAGACGCUGCCAAGAGCAUGAGGCCAGCCAGGCUGGGGAGGACGUUGGCGAGCAUCCGCCUGCCCGUCAGGGAGCCACAGCUGGAUGAUACAUCGACAGACAGCAGAGGGACGGUGUAGCACACAGGCGAGGGCUUGUCCUCCUCAGCCUGGGGGAGCGCAGCUCAGUGCUUGGUGGUCAGCACGUGACUGACACUUUGCCGGAGAAGGGGACGGCUGCCCGCAGGAAGAGCUACACAGCCGUGUUCGCCGGAACUCCGCUCUGGAGAGUCAGAACUGGAGACGGGAGGGCGUGCCUCAAGGGCAGAUGGGCAAACCAAACCCCAUCCUCCCUGUGAGCCGCGGCACAGCACCAGGCGGGCACACGCAGCACGACACGGCGAGGAGCCCACCGCAGGGGCAGCCUUUUGGGCGGGGAAGGGGGGAUGAAUCCACUGUGAAUCCCACCUCCGAAGGGCAGCGCAGGAAGGACACGCAAAUGCUGGACUGAACCUGCAGCUGAUUCAGGGGGCAGUGUCCUGAGCUCUAAAACUUCAAACCUGGGGCAGUGUCCUGAGCUCUAAAACUUCGAAAUCUGACCAGGCACAGUGGCUCACGCCUGUAAUCCCAACACUUUGGGAGGCUGAUGUGGGCGGAUCACCUGACGUCAGGAGUUCGAGACCAGCCUGGACAACAUGGAGAAAGCCCAUCUCUAGUAAAAAUACAAAAAUUAGCCAGGUUGAUGGUGCCUGCCUGUAAUUCCAGCUACUCAGGAGGCUGAGGCAGGAGAAUCGCUUGAACCCAGGAGGCAGAGGUUCCAGUGAGCCGUGAUCGCGCCAGUGCACUCCAGCCUGGGCAACAGAACGAGACUCUGCUCCAAAAAGAAAAAAACUUUGAAAUCCCUCUAAAAAUAAAAUGGACCGGUGGAUGGUAGCUGUGAGGAUGGACCGUGUGGCAGGAAAGAAUCUCUAUACAAAUGAAUACGUGGCUAUCAAAUUGGAGCCGAUCAAGUCCCGGGCCCCGCAGCUGCACCUGGAGUACCGGUUCUACAAGCAGCUCAGCGCCACAGAGGGCGUCCCUCAGGUCUACUACUUCGGUCCGUGCGGGAAGUACAACGCCAUGGUGCUGGAGCUGCUGGGGCCCAGCCUGGAGGACCUGUUCGACCUGUGCGACCGGACCUUCACGCUCAAGACGGUGCUGAUGAUCGCCAUCCAGCUGAUCACGCGCAUGGAGUAUGUGCACACCAAGAGCCUAAUCUACCGGGACGUGAAGCCCGAGAACUUCCUGGUGGGCCGCCCGGGGACCAAGCGGCAGCAUGCCAUCCACAUCAUCGACUUCGGGCUGGCCAAGGAGUACAUCGACCCCGAGACCAAGAAGCACAUCCCGUACCGCGAGCACAAGAGCCUGACGGGCACGGCGCGCUACAUGAGCAUCAACACGCACCUGGGCAAGGAGCAGAGCCGCCGCGACGACCUGGAGGCGCUGGGCCACAUGUUCAUGUACUUCCUGCGCGGCAGCCUCCCCUGGCAGGGGCUCAAGGCCGACACGCUCAAGGAGCGGUACCAGAAGAUCGGGGACACCAAACGCGCCACGCCCAUCGAGGUGCUCUGCGAGAACUUCCCAGAGGAGAUGGCCACGUACCUGCGCUAUGUGCGGCGCCUGGACUUCUUCGAGAAGCCCGACUAUGACUACCUGCGGAAGCUCUUCACCGACCUCUUCGACCGCAGUGGCUUCGUGUUCGACUAUGAGUACGACUGGGCCGGGAAGCCCCUGCCGACCCCCAUCGGCACCGUCCACACCGACCUGCCCUCCCAGCCUCAGCUCCGGGACAAAACCCAGCCGCACAGCAAAAACCAGGUGAGGCCCGGGCGGGACCGACCGCCCCAGGGAGGGGCAUGGGCGGCCAGCGUGACCCCCUACUGCCCCCACCAGGCGUUGAACUCCACCAACGGGGAGCUGAAUGCGGACGACCCCACGGCCGGCCACUCCAACGCCCCGAUCACAGCGCCUGCAGAGGUGGAGGUGGCCGAUGAAACCAAAUGCUGCUGUUUCUUCAAGAGGAGAAAGAGAAAAUCGCUGCAGCGACACAAGUGACCCUGGGCGCGUGCAGCCCCCUGAAUCUUCUCCGUGCAGCCCCUUGGGGCGCGACCUUGUGCGAGGCCCUCGGGGCCCACCCACAGCGGCCCAGGGCCAGACCCUGGCUGGAAGCCAGAACGCAGACUGCAGGGGCCGCGCCUGGCUCAGGCGGCCCCACCCCCGGGACGUGGGGUCACUUCCUUCAUGUAAGACUUUGGCCGAAAUUUCUACACCUGUGUCUAGUCCUCCCCUCCAAGAGCAUUAACUAUUUAAAACAAGGAAAAGAGGAAAAAAAAAACAGAGGCCCGCCCUACCCCACUCCUGCCCCUCCGUUUCUUUGCUGAAGUGAGUAGUGUGAUCCUGGAGGCCCCCCGGCCUGGCCCCGCCCCGCCAGCCGCCCCCGUUAGCGUCAUAAAGUCCAGCUUGUCUCCCUCGAUCCAAAGGCCGUUUUCUCGAGGGGAGGGCAGGCCCGGCCUGGAGGGGUGCUGUGGAGCUGUCUUGCCCAGGCCCUCCUGGGAGGGGGACAGGCAUUGUUGCCAGGGGUGAGGCCGUGCCCCAGGCCUCCCCGAAACCAAAGGGGAAGGCAGGGGUGGGGCCGUGGCUGAAGCCGGCUCCCCAACCAAAAUGCUGCACCAAAGCUCGGGCGCCGCGGGCACGGCUGCUGCAGUCUCUUCCCAGCCUGGCCCUGGCAAGGGGCGGGUGGGCGCUGCCAGGCGGGUGCUUCUCGACGCACUUGCUCCCGGAGGCUGCGCCCCGGCGCCUGGAACCCGAGGUGGGAGGACCGGUUGGUGUCACCCUGCUCGGCCCUCAGCCCUGCCGCGUGGGGCGCGUGGGCACGGAGCUUCCUGCCUCUCUGCUCCGACACCCGGCAAGCAGCCGGAGACAAAACGCCUUAAAGCCCCCGGCCCAGCCCUGCAGGUAUAUUGCAGGGGCCUGGGGGCGGCCCUGGACUGGCGGGCGGUUCCCCAGUGGGGUGCCCUGGAGGCUGCCGGGCAGAGUGGAGCAGCUUGGGGCCGUGCCCAGGGCGGUGGCUGUGAGUCUAGUUUUUGCUUUACCAAGUGUACAGAAAUGGCAUUUACGUUUCUCUGAUGCUCCCUUGAAGCCAUAGAAUUUAGGGGCUUUUUUAAAAAAAUAAAAGAAAAAUGAAACCAAA
Messenger RNA from Homo sapiens (human), 3367 nucleotides. RefSeq names its product casein kinase 1 gamma 2 (gene CSNK1G2). Gene Ontology annotation, cellular component: cytoplasm; cell cortex. Gene Ontology annotation, molecular function: protein serine/threonine kinase activity; protein serine kinase activity; protein kinase activity. The record is from RefSeq and is a predicted model, not a curated record. The transcript is spliced from 11 exons. Bases 1054 to 2232 code for a protein of 392 amino acids. NCBI's taxonomy places the organism in Eukaryota, Metazoa, Chordata, Mammalia, Primates, Hominidae.